GGCUUGCUCUUGUACAAUUGUUUCCUGCUCUCUAUCUGGUUGACGGCACCCCUCGCCGCCCCACCGGAAGCUAGAAUACUACCCCUGCAGCAACUCCCUUUCACGGACGCGAACGCUUACCCCCUGUAUGAACUCUCAUACGCGCUACAGGCUCUAUCCGUAAUCUUCGUCGGCUUAAUCAACGUGCAUAUGGAUUGCUUCUUCACGGUGACUAUGAUCUACACUGCCGCACUGCUCAGAAGUUUGGCCUCGCGUCUUACCGACCUGCAGGCGCAUGACACUCUCCCAAGAGCAAAUGGCUACGGGCGGGGGCAGAAGACUGCGACAGCGGACGAGAUGUACGGCGAAUUAUGCUUUUGUAUCAGGACUCACCAGGAAAUCACAAGAUUUGUCCAGCACCUGGAAAGCGUCAUGAACCCCAUUGCAAUGAUGCAGUUGGCUCUUGGUGUGUUCGACGGCUGUAUGUUGAUUUUCCCAGCGGCAUACAGUUCAGAAAGUGGCGCGUUGGUAAAGUGUCUGGGUUCCGGUCCUACAGUCGCUAUGCAGCUCCUACUCUACUGCCUGGGCGCACACAGCGUUCGGGAGCAGGGAGAAUCUGUGUCCCUAGCGGCGUACAACUGUGGGUGGCCAGACGCCGGCGCCCGCUUCGGGAGGGCAGUGCAGCUGGUCAUCAACCGCGCGCAGCAGCCGUUGGCGCUCACCGCUGGUGGGGUCUACCCCAUCCAGAGGGCCACCUUCCUGUCACUGCUGAACGCAGGGUACUCCUACUACGCAGUGCUGCAGAACUUCAACGGUCGUUGACUCGCAGCAACGGUAUGGCCAUGCAUUACGGAAGACGGGUCACUG
Molecule: messenger RNA, 846 nt
Organism: Schistocerca serialis cubense
Lineage: Eukaryota; Metazoa; Arthropoda; Insecta; Orthoptera; Acrididae
Product: odorant receptor Or2-like
Exons: 5
Coding region: 190-801 (203 amino acids)
Biological process (GO): sensory perception of smell; detection of chemical stimulus involved in sensory perception of smell
Cellular component (GO): plasma membrane
Molecular function (GO): odorant binding; olfactory receptor activity
Source: RefSeq, a predicted model, not a curated record